CCGGAAGACAGCUUCCUAGUUUUGACCUUGGGUCUGGUGACCUGUUGGUGCAGGCUGCGAUGGAGUCGGAGUGGGACCCUCUGAGGACGCUGGGGGUGGUUACCGCCGUGUGCCUGCUGCUGUGGGCGACUUGGGUGGUGGGCCACACAGUGUACGUCUACCUGCUGCCCCAGGCACGCCGGGGCGCCCCCUGGCUCCGGGCGCAUGGAGCCUGGGCAGUGGUGACAGGUGCCACCAGCGGCAUCGGCAGGGCCUACGCACACGAGCUCGCCCGGAGAGGUCUGAACAUCGUCCUCAUCAGUAGAAGCCUGAGCAAGCUGGAGCACGAGGCAAAGGAGAUAGAGCGGCUUCAUGGAAAGAUCACACGGAUCAUCCAGGCCGACUUCACCGGGGGCUUGGAGAUCUACGGGGCCAUUGAGGCAGGACUGAAGGACCUGGAGAUCGGAAUACUGGUGAACAAUGUGGGCAUGCAAUAUACACAAGGCUUGAAGAAACUGCUCGACUGUGACAACGUCGCCAAAAGACUCCUGGAUAUUAUAAACUGCAACAUACUGUCUGUGGUCCAGAUGACUGGAAUUGUCCUGCCCCAAAUGGUCACCAGGGGCAAAGGCAUCAUCAUCAACAUCUCUUCAGGAUCUGAAGCGAGACCUUGUCCACUUUUAGCAGUGUACGCGGCCACUAAGGCCUUUGUGCGAAGCUUCUCCAUGGCGGUGGGCGCAGAGUACUUCUCUCAGGGGGUCGACGUGCAGACAGUGAGCCCCUACAUGGUCUCCACGAACAUGACCCAAAACUCUCACUGGGGAGUGAAUGCCGAAGACUUUGCUCGGCAGGCGCUGGACACCCUUGGCCUCACCUCCCACACCCCUGGGUGCCUCAGCCACACUUUGCAGACUUUCCUGGUGUUUUUCGUGCCCAACUGGUUUUCUCUCAGUCGCUGGGGAGUGAAGUUAGCAUCUCUGUGGGCGAGCAAGUACAAUGCGAAAUUCGGGAAAUAA
Ceratotherium simum simum (southern white rhinoceros) is the source of this 995-nucleotide messenger RNA. Its product is annotated as very-long-chain 3-oxoacyl-CoA reductase-like. NCBI's taxonomy places the organism in Eukaryota, Metazoa, Chordata, Mammalia, Perissodactyla, Rhinocerotidae. Gene Ontology annotation, molecular function: oxidoreductase activity. Gene Ontology annotation, cellular component: endoplasmic reticulum. The record is from RefSeq and is a predicted model, not a curated record.